Daucus carota subsp. sativus is the source of this 2595-nucleotide messenger RNA. RefSeq lists its product as uncharacterized. NCBI's taxonomy places the organism in Eukaryota, Viridiplantae, Streptophyta, Magnoliopsida, Apiales, Apiaceae. The record is from RefSeq and is a predicted model, not a curated record. The transcript has a single exon. Bases 908 to 2503 code for a protein of 531 amino acids.
UACCUACAUUACACAAAAGUCUUGCAUACAUUAUACAACCAAUCACACACUCAGACAGACGCCUAGUUUGACACUUCUCUUAUCUCAACAACAUUAACAUACAUGCAUAUAAUAGUAAUAAUUACAUUUCUCUAUCUCAUCAUUCCCACCGUCUAUUUUAACGCCCCUCCGUUAUCUUCCUCACCGGUUCUAACUGGUGCAGGUCCCAACUCCAUCUCUCUAUAAACUAACUCCGUUAACCCCAUCUUCUCCUCUUUCUCUCCUCUCUCUUUGUUUCUCUUUCAAUCAUCUCUCUCAAUCUCCCUCAUUUUGUGGAUCAAUGCGUUGUCUUCAAAGGUACCGUUCUAUUCUUUCUUUGAUUUCUUCUCUUUAUCUUACUUUUGCUAAAGAUAAAGAUUGGACGCCCUGUUGCUAAUUUAAGAAAUCUUUGAAAUCUGUGUGUUUUAUAGGUUAGUUUGAUAUCUUGAGUGUUAAAGAUUGGAUCUUUAUUGGGUUGUUUGAAUCUUAAAGAUUGGAUCUUUAUUGGGUUUAGGCUAGUUUUUAUUGAUUUGAUCUGUUGGGUUUGAGCUUAGAUUGGGUUAGAAUGGCUAUGAAGUGUUUUUGGGAUUUUGGGUAUGCUGUGGAUUGAUUGAUUGCUUAGAAUAAUUCUAUAUUUUAGUUCAAUCUAAUCAGUUCUUGGUGUUUUUUUGGUUUUUAAGGGGUUUGAUUGGUUUUAUAGGUUUUGGGGUUUGAUGGGUUUUCUCUGAAUUGGUUGGUUUGUUUUUUGGUUUUUCUCUCUCUUAGGGUUUAGUUUAGAAUGGCUUUGAGGUGGUUAUGGUGUUUCGGUAUGUUGUCAAUUGAUUAGGGUCGUCUUUGGAAGUUUCUUGAUUGGUUAGAAUUAGAGGGUGAAUAUGUGUGUGAGGUGCUCAUGCUUUUGAGUGUUGACUGUGGUGGGACUAUUGAUUCCACCGAAGUAGCGACAAUUAUGCCAACGAAAGAAAAGAUGGGGGGAGCUGUAAUUACUACAUUAUCUAUGGAUAGUCAUUUGUGUACUUUGUUGUCCAUGGAUUCGAGUUUGUCGUCUCAUGAGGAAAUUGAGAGAGAAUUGAAUCGUGCAAUUAAUGUCUCGAGUCCUCCAGAUAUUAAUCUCCCUUUGUCAGCGGAACCGAGUCCGCCGCCGCCUUCUUGGAAUGAUGCUUGUGAUAUCUUAGAUGUUAGCCAUGCUCCUCAGCAUUAUGAGGCGGAGACACAUAUUAAUUUGACUAAAGUUGGAAAGAAGUGUGCUAAACGGCUUGACAGUGUGUGGGGUGCUUGGUUUUUCUUUAAUUUUUACUUUAAGCCAGCUUUAAAUGAGAAGUCUAAGUCUAAGAUUGCUGUGCGGGACACUAAUGGAGUUUCCGGGUAUGAUAAAACUGAUUUGAAGCUGGAUGUCUUUUUGGUUCAGCAUGAUAUGGAGAAUAUGUAUAUGUGGGUUUUCAAGGAUAGGCCUGAUAACGCAUUAGGCAAAAUGCAGCUAAGGAGUUACAUGAAUGGUCAUUCACGCCAAGGAGAACGUCCAUUUCCAUUCAGUGCUGAUAAGGGGUUUGUUCGAUCUCAUAGAAUGCAGAGGAAACACUAUAGGGGUCUGUCUAAUCCCCAAUGUGUUCAUGGAAUAGAAGUUGUUCCUUCACCCAAUUUUGCUGGCCUAGACGAGGGAGAAUGCAAGAAGUGGAUGGAGCUUACUGGAAGAGAUUUGAAUUUCUCAAUUCCUCUUGAGGCUAGUGAUUUCAGCUCAUGGAGGACACUUCCUGUCACAGAACUUGAGAUUGAGCGACUGCCUCCAUUAAAGAACAAUGUUAAUCAGCAACCAAAACGAUUGCUUAACGGGUGUGGUUUGAAAUUAUCAACUCAGCAACCAAACCAUGUAAAUGGUGAAGGGAUGGACCUUCUGGCUAAUUGUAACAAACGGCCGAAAAAUUAUUUUGCACCCGAAAAUGAUUAUGAUUGUACGUUGGCUAAUAACAGUUCACAUUCAGAUGGGGUUGUGGACGCACACUCCAUUGAGCCACACUGGGUUAAUGAAUUUACUGGGGUAAUGAGGAGCACAUACGGGCCAGUAACAGCUGCGAAAACAAUUUAUGAGGAUGAUAAGGGUUUUUUGAUUAUUGUCAGCUUACCUUGUGCUGAUUUGCAGCGGGUGAAAGUCACUUGGCGAAACACUCCCUCGCAUGGAAUUGUGAAGAUAUCUUGUGUGAGCACUGGGUGUAUGCCAAUCAUUAAAAGGCAAGAUAGAACAUUCAAGUUAACAGAUCCGACACCGGAACACUGCCCACCAGGGGAAUUUGUUAGGGAAAUUACCCUUCCAGCACGCAUUCCAGAAGAUGCAAAACUUGAAGCUUAUGGGGAUGAGACAGGUACAAUGCUUGAGAUCGAGGUUCCCAAACAUCGUGUUGGACCAGAAGAACAUGAGGUUCAUGUAUGCCUUCGCCCUUCUCCCUGGCGUGAGCAGCGUGCAUAUGUCGAUUUGACAGAAGCAUUAGUGUGAUAGGUUUAAGAAUAUUAAAACAGCAUGCUGCUUCUUUUGUUUACUAAUUUUAUUCCAUAAACUAAAAUUAAAUGAAUUUUUCAACUUUAUCA